Verruconis gallopava is the source of this 2690-nucleotide messenger RNA. RefSeq lists its product as uncharacterized. Gene Ontology annotation, cellular component: inositol phosphoceramide synthase complex. The record is from RefSeq and is a predicted model, not a curated record. Gene Ontology annotation, molecular function: inositol phosphoceramide synthase activity. Gene Ontology annotation, biological process: inositol phosphoceramide metabolic process; sphingolipid biosynthetic process. Bases 693 to 2030 code for a protein of 445 amino acids. The transcript has 3 exons. Lineage: Eukaryota; Fungi; Ascomycota; Dothideomycetes; Venturiales; Sympoventuriaceae.
CACGGCUCCAGCUGCUGCUCGCCAUCCACCCUCUUCCUUCUGACGGAUCCAGACAACCAAUGCUCGCUGCUUGCUCGCUUUUUGCCUGUCCAGUCGAGCUCCAUUGUGUUCUGCGCUCCCCUCCCUCUCCUCUCCGCCGUCUUUUCCUCUCCGUCGUCGCGCGUUUUGCUGGUCCGGCCCACGCCCGAGUGCCCUUGAAUGGAAUAAGCUGGGGCUGGUAAGCGAAUUAAAAUUGCGCUCCGCUAGACUCAGCGAUAGCCUCAUCAAACCAAGACGCUCUCGCACGAAUCGUGAGAAGGAGAAAAAAAAAAGCCCAGCCAGACUCUGCUCUCCUUCUUCCUCACCGACAUCUGCCUGCUGUCGUCCUGCUCUUCUCCUCCCGUAACGAUUGCGUUGCGAACCUCUUCUUGCUCCUUGCCGGCCGCAUCCGCUCGACCAAGCUUCUGCUGCGCACCCGUCGCUCUGCACAACCGCAGCACCAGGGUUUGGCGCCCAGAGUCGCUGGCUGCCCUCGCUCCCUCACCUCUUCUCUCCCUCUCCCGUCGCAUCCGUGGCCGUGCUGAUCUCUUUCCCUACGCUUCCCUCACCUCUCUCAUCUAAAGAGAUUGCCGCCCGCGGCUGGGGAGUCCAACUUAUUCUCCCCCUUCCUCUUCUUCUACCUCCUCCUCCUCCGCUGUUCUUCCUCGCCCAUCAUGUCCGGCGCCUUUUCCUUCAAAUCGUCGAGGCUGCCCUACUCGCCGCGGCUCCCAAGCGCGUUCCCCAACCUCAGGAUCUUCGUUCCUCACAAGGUACGGCGGAAAUGGAGGGCCACAAAGGGACGUCUACGCGUAGGCCAGUCGCCGGCAAGCAACGUCUUUGCAUUGCAGACAAGUUUCUCGCCGUCCGACACCAUACAGGCCCUGCGUCGCCAUCAGUGGAGUCUUUAUGACUUCCAAUAUUUCGGCCUGGCUGUGCUAGGCAUAUUCUGUCUGAGCAUCAUGCAGUCGCCUGGUCCGAUGAUCAAGACCGUAAUAGCGACAGCACUCAUGGUCUCGCUCAUUUUGCCCAUCACCCGCCAGUUUUUCCUGCCCUUUCUGCCUAUCGCAGCUUGGCUUAUUCUUUGGUACUCAUGCAAAUUCAUUGACGGUGCAUACCGACCUCCAAUCUGGGUUCGAGUUCUUCCAGCGUUGGAAAACAUAUUCUACGGUGCGAACCUUAGCAACAUCCUCUCAAAACACAAAGCUACCGUUCUCGACCUCCUAGCAUGGUUUCCUUACGGCAUCACUCAUUUCGGAGCUCCGGCAGUGUGCUCGCUGAUCAUGUUCAUAUGGGGUCCACCGAAAACAGUGCCUGUUUUUGCUCGCGCCUUUGGAUACAUGAAUCUGGCAGGCGUCGUCAUCCAGAUCAUCUUUCCGUGUUCUCCGCCCUGGUACGAAAAUAUGUACGGCCUAGCGCCAGCCAACUACAAGAUGCCAGGUUCACCUGCCGGUCUUGCGGCGAUAGAUAAACUUUUUGGCUUCGACAUGUAUACAUCUGGGUUCACCGCUUCUCCAGUUGUCUUUGGAGCGUUUCCCUCACUCCAUUCUGCAAACGCAACUCUCGAGGCGCUCUUCAUGAGCCAUGUGUUUCCACGGCUCACCCCGCUCUUCGUCAUAUAUACAUUGUGGUUGUGGUGGGCUACUAUGUACCUGUCUCACCACUAUGCCGUGGAUCUCGUCGGCGGCAGUCUCCUUGCCGGUAUUGCUUUCUUCAUCGCGAAGACUCGAUGGCUCCCCCGCUUGCAGCCAGACAAGGAGUUUCGCUGGGACUAUGACUACAUAGAGAUAGGCGAGUCCCAAGACGCUUACGCAUCAGGGCAAACCUACACCGGCUUGUACGAAGAAUUCCAUCCAGCCCACUCAGACUCCGAAGAAUGGACGCUGGCGUCUGGAUCUGGCUCGAGCUACUCGUCACGAAGUCGCAGCCCAUCAAACACGAACCGAAGCUCAAGUGAAGUGAGCUGGGAGGGUGAUACGCUGGCAUCGAACUCGGACCACGAGCGAAGCAGGUAACCCGGAGAACAUGAUCUACCAAUCACUCGCACCCCAUCACGGAUAUCGUCCUCUUGGGCCCAAAUAGUCCAAACUCGGUCAUCGCAUUCAUGACGAAUUCUUCGCAUUAAAUGGAGUUGCCUCUCAGCGAGCUGGCGCAGUGUGUGCAGGCUCUUUCGAGUCUGGUGAUCAGCUUCGUUCUUGGAUUUGCACGUGGGCGAAGCUUAACCUUUUUUUUUUCUUUCUACAUUCUUGCCAUCGUUAUCAGCAUAAUUCUUUUGGAGCGGUUAUUGCAUAGACUAGAAAGAGGUGUUCGCCAUCACCAGCGACCUGCAUGUCUUAUUUUUAUGGUGUUCUUCAAGGCUGGGAUUUGUUCACGCCGAUGAUGAUACCCCAAAACGUUCGCUUCUCGGCACCUUGUGCAGGAGGUGUUCAUUGUAUAUACGUCAUUCGUUUUGGAGCGGAGGAGGCUGUACAAAAGAAGAAGGGAGGACUGUACGAGAGAUGAGGGGGGGUAUCAUGAAUGGUUCGACGACGGGAAAGAGAAGCUAUUGUUGUGCAUCAAAGCAGUGUUAUACACUCCGCUGUCUAGACUCCUGGUAGGACGAGUCUACGCAGACAUAAUCAUAAUACUCAAUGAUACAUGUGCGCCAGAGUUUCAAGACUCGGCCUUUGACUCAA